AUGAGUUCUACUCCUGAGUAUAAUAAUGAUAAUAUCAAGCCGGAGCCGAUCUUGAGUCAGCAAGACCACGAGGAUGGCCCCGUUCCUCCGCCUAACGUUGACGAUGCCGCACUUGUCCGCAAAAUUGACAUGCGUGUACUGCCAAUGCUAUUUGCCAUUUAUCUCGUCGCGUUUUUGGACCGAGUAAACAUCUCGAACGCACUCACCAUGAGCAUGCCGACUGAUUUGGAUUUAUAUGGUGACCGGGCAAACAUUGCCCUUCUGAUCUUUUACAUUCCAUAUAUUCUUUUCGAGAUCCCCUCGAAUAUCGUGAUGAAGAAGCUUAAACCGCAUAUCUGGCUUUCCGGCUGUAUCAUUGCCUUUGGUAUUGUCAUGCUCGGUCAAGCUUUUGUUCAAAGCUACGGCGGUUUGAUCGCGACUCGCUUCUUCCUUGGACUUGCCGAGUGCGGGAUCUUUCCCGGUAGCUUUUACCUGAUCAGUUUCUGGUAUAAACGUGCCGAGGCCCAGAAGCGUUUCACUAUGUAUUGGUCAUCAGUCAUUUUUGCCGGUGCCUUUGGUGGUCUGCUUGCCUCAGGUAUUGCCAAAAUGGAUGGCAUGCGCGGUCUUGAAAAUUGGCGAUGGAUUUUCUUGCUGGAGGGUAUUGCUUCUAUCCUGAUCGGCAUUUUCGCGCUGUUCUUCUGCGCUGAUUUCCCUCAGCAAGCAUCUUGGUUGACCGAGGAUGAAAAAGCAGCGGUGAUUGCGAAGACUCGCAAUUUCGAAGAUGAUGAGGUCUCGGUUACAAAGUCCGAUUUGAUUGCGUCUUCAAAGGAUCUCAAGCUGUACCUGGCGGGGUUCAUGUACUUUACAAUCGUCGUCCCCAUCUACGCUUUCUCUUACUUCGCGCCGACUAUUAUCAAAGCCCUGGGAUACGGAACGAUUCAAACCCAAUUGCACAGCGUGCCACCAUUUGCCGCCGCCCUUGGACUCUGCGUUGUAGUCGCAUAUUUCUCAGACCGCUUGAAUAUCCGCCUUCCAUUCAUUCUUCUUGGUCAAAUACUGAUCAUCAUUGGCGUGGCAAUCAUGUUAACGACGCAUGGAAAGAGCCAUUUCUCAGCCGAGUAUCUCGGCAUUUGCUUCAUCACUAUGGGUGCAUUUAGUUCUGGAGCUGUCAUCAUCUGCUGGGUCUUGAUGAACAUGCAGGGCCACAAGGAGCGAAGUAUCGGGUCUGGUUGGGUGAUUGGCGUCGGCAAUGCAGGUGGUAUCGUCGCUGUUUUCUGCUUCACUAAGGACGAUGCACCCUUGUAUCAUCGUGGAUACUGGAUUCUGAUGGGUAUCACGCUUGCCGGAGUGGUGCUUACUUUGUUAUACGCCUUAGUUAUUGUCCGCGACCGCCGCCGUCAGGUCCGCGAUGAGGGCAAGGUUGACAAGGAGAAGGUUUUGUCUCUAUAG
This is a messenger RNA of Penicillium cosmopolitanum, 1428 nucleotides long. RefSeq lists its product as uncharacterized. Gene Ontology annotation, molecular function: transmembrane transporter activity. Gene Ontology annotation, cellular component: plasma membrane. The record is from RefSeq and is a predicted model, not a curated record. Lineage: Eukaryota; Fungi; Ascomycota; Eurotiomycetes; Eurotiales; Aspergillaceae. The transcript has 4 exons. Gene Ontology annotation, biological process: transmembrane transport. The coding region runs from base 1 to 1428 and encodes 475 amino acids.